AUGGCUGAUACUGCAGUUCAAAAUGCUCCAGAUCCUUCAAACCCAUCCACAUCGAAUGGCCUAGCACGGCGAUCGAAUCAGGUCCACUCGUCCACAGAGAGCGCUGCAAACCUUUUUGCACAGAAGUACAUAGCCAAUGGGAAUGCAAAUGACACCGCAACACCACCACCGCCAGGAGCAACCACUGCAGCACCGGCCGGACCGAAUCCGCCUGGAGGACCUGUAUCCUCUGAUGGAACGUCUUCAGUUGGACCUCCACCUCCCGAACCGAAAUUGAGCAUUUUCAAAAGAGCAAGAAAAUAUGUGGCCGAGUACACACAGGAUCCGUCGAGCGAUAAUUUUUAUUAUUGGACUUGCGUAGUGACUGUCGCUUACAUCUACAACUUGCUCUUCGUAAUCGCUCGACAAGUUUUCAACGACCUCCUAGGACCGUCUUCUCAAGCUCUGUGCAUAUUUACAAAUGGAACUCUAAACAGCACAACACAAAUGGAAUGUACUGAUGACUUGCUGAAAAAUAUGAAACAAAUGCCAACCUAUUCCCAAUAUCCGGAUCUUGGAUGGUCCAAAUAUUGGCACUUUCGAUUGAUUUGGGUAUUUUUCGAUUUGCUAAUGGACUCUGUCUACUGGAUAGACACAUUUUUGAACUAUCGAAUGGGUUAUAUGGAUCAAGGAUUGGUAGUUAGAGAGGCUGAUAAAGUGACAAAAGUAUAUUGGCAAAGUAGUCAAUGGAAAUGGGAUGCUGCUAGUUUGAUACCCCUGGAUUAUCUGUUCGGAUGGCCGAUUCCAGUUCCGAUCGUCUGGAGAGGAAUGCCAGUAUUUCGACUGAAUCGUCUCGUUCGAUAUAAAAGAGUUCGGGAUUGUCUGGAAAGAACCGAGACGAGAAGCUCAAUGCCAAAUGCAUUUCGAGUGUUGGUUGUCGUUUGGUACAUUGUUAUUAUUAUUCAUUGGAAUGCUUGUCUCUAUUUUUGGAUCUCGGAAUACAUUGGAUUGGGAACGGAUGCAUGGGUUUAUGGACAUUUGAACAAACAGAGUUUGCCAGACGAUAUUCCCGACACUCUUCUCCGUCGUUACGUGUACAGCUUCUACUGGUCGACUCUAAUUCUGACAACAAUUGGAGAGGUACCCAGUCCAGUACGCAACAUUGAAUACGUGUUUGUCACUUUGGAUCUCAUGUGCGGUGUAUUGAUAUUCGCUACAAUUGUCGGUAACGUCGGAAGUAUGAUUUCAAAUAUGAGUGCAGCGCGAACAGAGUUUCAAAACAAAAUGGACGGAAUAAAACAGUAUAUGGAGUUGCGAAAAGUCAGCAAACAGCUUGAAAUUCGUGUGAUCAAAUGGUUCGACUAUCUGUGGACCAAUAAACAAUCGCUGAGUGAUCAACAGGUUUUGAAAGUGCUUCCAGAUAAGCUUCAGGCUGAAAUUGCUAUGCAAGUGCAUUUUGAAACUUUGAGAAAAGUUAGAAUUUUCCAGGAUUGCGAAGCAGGACUCCUUGCUGAAUUAGUGCUUCAACUGCAGCUUCAAGUGUUUUCUCCAGGAGACUUUAUUUGUAAAAAAGGAGAUAUUGGUCGGGAGAUGUACAUUGUGAAGCGUGGACGUCUCCAAGUCGUUGAUGAUGACGGAAAGAAAGUUUUCACCGUACUCCAAGAGGGCGCCGUAUUUGGAGAGCUCAGUAUUCUGAAUAUUGCUGGAAGUAAGAACGGAAAUCGGCGAACAGCCAACGUUCGUUCCGUCGGAUACACGGAUUUAUUCGUUUUGAGCAAACAGGAUUUGUGGAAUGCAUUGAGAGAAUAUCCGGAUGCCAGGAAGCUACUUUUAGUCAAGGGACGAGAAAUUCUGAAGAAGGAUAAUCUUUUGGAUGAUAACGCGCCGGAAGAACAAAAGACGGUUGAGGAGAUUGCAGAGACGUUGAACAAUGCGGUGAAAGUGUUACAGACAAGGAUGGCAAGAUUGAUCGUGGAGCACGCAAGUACUGAAGGAAAGCUGAUGAAAAGAAUUGAGAUGCUUGAGAAACAUUUGAGUCGCUACAAAGCUAUUGCUCGGGGCAAACGAAACAUGCACGGCGUCUCACUGGAUGGUGAGGACGUUGAAACCACUGGCGAGCGACGUCACCGUGCUCCACGUCUCCGACAAACCAAAACGAUAGAUGUACCCACGGCCGAAGAGGACCAGGAACUACUUUCAUAA
Molecule: messenger RNA, 2181 nt
Organism: Caenorhabditis briggsae
Lineage: Eukaryota; Metazoa; Nematoda; Chromadorea; Rhabditida; Rhabditidae
Gene: Cbr-tax-4
Product: Protein CBR-TAX-4
Exons: 9
Coding region: 1-2181 (726 amino acids)
Biological process (GO): monoatomic cation transmembrane transport; potassium ion transport
Cellular component (GO): intracellular cyclic nucleotide activated cation channel complex; plasma membrane
Molecular function (GO): voltage-gated potassium channel activity; protein-containing complex binding; intracellularly cGMP-activated cation channel activity
Source: RefSeq, a predicted model, not a curated record